AUGUCAACAACACCAACCCAAGAUCAGCAGCUCCGCUACAUAAACUACCAGCUCCCUCCACACAGCACUCCACUACUUAUCAUAUGGUCUCUGGUGACUGCUGGGAUAUCCCUAGUUGGCAACACUGUCAUCCUAAUAGGCACCAUAAAACACAAUGCCAUCAAACUGGAUAAUAUCUCUCUGCUCCUGAUCAAGCAGCUGGCGGUGUCAGAUAUCUGCAAUACCCUGAUCAUUGUGCUGCCUGGGGUGGUCACUCUCUCUACCAAACGAGCUCUCUUUGGAGAUAACCUGGCUGUGUGCCAGAUUAUCGCUUAUAUGCAGUAUGUGUUCCCAGCCUUUAACUCCCUGGCAGUGUGUGCUAUGACCAUCAACAAGCUGAGCAUCCUACUUAAACCCACUAAGACCCUAACGAGGAGUGAUAAGACAGGGUAUAUACUGGUGGCUGGAGCGUGGCUUUGUGGCCUGGUCCCUGCUCUCAUGUACUUUAUCGUGGGAGGUACCACCGUCAUGUUCGAUACUCGGGUAUACAGGUGUAUGCCAGAUUGGAAUGGAUCACGGCACGAAGAGCUCUGGAAGAUGCUGGAUAACAUAAAAUCUGUCGUCUUCAUCUUUAUCCCCUUCUUGACCAUCCUGGCAACCACCAUCUGGAUCCUCACAUUCCUGAAGAAAGUGAUCAAUCUAAGCCGACAAAACAUCCCCCUAGUCCUAAGUGUUGCUAUCCUUCACCUCAUUUCCUUCAUGCCAUUCCUCACCUACGUCAUCACAAUGAACAUCUUCAAGCCAUCUCGUGAAGUAAAAUACAGGACCGACACGGUCGCUCAGUUGUGGGCAGCAGCAGUUUAUCUGAACUACCUGAACACGAUGAGUAAUCCGGUUCUGUACUACUUCACCAGUGCCAGCUUCAAGACUUACGUAGGAAGGUGGUGGAGGAGGAUAAGAGGGGAGGAGGGAGGAGGGAGCUCGGGUAUGGAGCUCAGCACAGCCUCGAACUUGAGAGGUUCUGUUAGUGUUCUUAGUGGACAUAAGGUAGCAGCACAAGCUUGA
Messenger RNA from Bolinopsis microptera, 1044 nucleotides. Its product is annotated as olfactory receptor 4C12-like. The coding region runs from base 1 to 1044 and encodes 347 amino acids. Gene Ontology annotation, molecular function: G protein-coupled receptor activity. The record is from RefSeq and is a predicted model, not a curated record. Gene Ontology annotation, biological process: G protein-coupled receptor signaling pathway. The transcript has 2 exons. NCBI's taxonomy places the organism in Eukaryota, Metazoa, Ctenophora, Tentaculata, Lobata, Bolinopsidae. Gene Ontology annotation, cellular component: membrane.